Ostertagia ostertagi is the source of this 624-nucleotide messenger RNA. The record is from the annotation of a GenBank genome assembly. Lineage: Eukaryota; Metazoa; Nematoda; Chromadorea; Rhabditida; Trichostrongylidae.
AGCACAAAAGCUUAGCGAACAAUUGAUGAAAAUGUCAGAACAGUACUUCUCGAAUGUGGUCAUCAUGUUCUACGGUGACGAUUUUCGAUUCACAACGCCGUUUGAAUGGAAAAUUCAAUAUGAAGCUCUUCGGUUCCUGUUCGACGAGAUCAAUUCGAAGAACGAAAUAGAGAUAGGAUUCGGUACUAUCACCAAAUUCUUCGAUGUAUUAGAGGAAUGGUAUACUGGAAAGGAACGCGACCAACUACUCUCAAAGGAGACUUUUUCUCGUAUAACUUCGUAUAAUGUAUUAUUGAAUAGAGAAAGUGGUCCGAUAGCUUAUAAAGGGAAUAGAUCCCUGAAAGUCGUUAAUACUCUCCCAUAUCCUAUGGAAGACGUUGUCAGCGUACGAAUAAACAAUGCGAUGGUCGAGGUCGAAUUCGAUGGGCAAUCGAUUGAAGCACAAAUUGAGCCGUACAUCCGUGAUGGAAAAAUCGAUAGGGAGAUAUUUCGGCUUGUGUUCCGUGUUCACCUUCGACCUCUUGGUAUAUCGACUUACCGACUUCUCUUCAAUAUUAACCAAACUUCUACACAGUUUGUUACUAUUGCCUAUUCAAACAAGGAAAACGAUACAGAACUGGACAG